CCAGGUUCCAGUCAUUCUUACGAAAGAGAGCAGCUAAACACACCUUCUGCUUAAUAAUACUCUGGAUUGACUUUAAACAAGCUUCUGCUGCCGGUGCAAGAACAUGUCUUUUUAUAGGAAUGCUGUUUGGUUUGUGAAAGGAGUACAGGAGUAUACGAAAAGCGGCUAUGAAGCUGCAGCAAAGCAUUUCGCUCCGGGUGACCUGGAUGUAAACCUGAGCGGCAGGUCGUUUAUGGUCACAGGUGCCAACAGCGGGAUAGGAAAAGCUGUGGCGCAAGAAAUUGCAAAAAGAGGAGGAACUGUUCACAUGGUUUGUCGAAACAAGGGGCGAGCAGAAGCAGCCAAAGAUGAGAUCAUGUCGCAGAGUAAGAAUGAGAACGUUCACAUCCACAUCGUGGACAUGUCGAGCGCACGGCAGGUGUGGGCGUUUGCACAGAGCUUCUCUGAAAACAACCAGCUGCAUGUGCUGAUCAACAAUGCAGGCUGCAUGGUUAACCAGAGGGAGUUAACAGAGGAGGGACUGGAGAAGAACUUUGCCACCAACACGUUGGGUACCUACAUCCUCACCACUGCACUGAUACCUGCACUGAAGAAGGUGGAAGAUCCCAGAGUGAUCACCGUGUCGUCAGGCGGCAUGCUGACCCAGAAGCUCAACAUGUCUGACCUGCAGUUUGAGAAAGGCAGCUUCGACGGCACCAUGGCUUACGCUCAGAAUAAGAGACAACAGGUGAUCCUCACAGAGCGGUGGGCGUCUCAGCACAAAGAGAUUCACUUCUCCUCAAUGCACCCUGGCUGGGCCGACACACCAGCCGUGCAGUCAUCCAUGCCUUCAUUUCAUGCCAAGAUGCAGUCCAAGCUGAGGACGGAGGCCAUGGGGGCAGACACGGUGGUGUGGCUCGCCGUAUCAGCGGCUGCCAUUAAGCAACCUAGUGGGCUGUUCUUUCAAGAUCGCAAGCCGGUGGCGACCCACCUCCCCCUGGCCUACUCCCGCGGCUCCCCACAGGACGAGGAGCAGCUUUUGACAGCAUUGGAGGAAUUCGCCCAAAAGUUCAAGCCUUAAUGAAUAAAAAACUCCCCUGCUUUUUCAAAUAAAAGCACUCCAAAAACGCUAAA
Molecule: messenger RNA, 1113 nt
Organism: Cyprinodon tularosa
Lineage: Eukaryota; Metazoa; Chordata; Actinopteri; Cyprinodontiformes; Cyprinodontidae
Gene: dhrs12
Product: dehydrogenase/reductase (SDR family) member 12
Exons: 10
Coding region: 104-1060 (318 amino acids)
Source: RefSeq, a predicted model, not a curated record